UUACUGCUCAUAAUCCUUGGCAACUAGAUCUUCCUCUGAAUUCUCUACAGGCAGGUUGAUGGAUCUUGACAGGAAAGUGGUUGCACUCCCUCCGGAACUCUGGCCACCGAAGAAGCCCAUUACUGAAGAUGAUGAUUCGCGCAAGCCUGAUAUUAUGCCGAUUGUAUUGCAGAACUUUCCUGGGACUGGGGUAUUGGCAGUACAUAUUCACAGGGCUGUUGGCCUCUCAGUCCCACAAUACCAGGCGGCUUCGAAGCAGCCUGAAAAUAGUUCCUCUAAUGUCACACCCAAAACUACACGCGCAACUCUUCCAAUUUCGAAUCGUCGAAGCCUGCCUUAUGCUAUCCUAGAGUGCGAUGGGUCCGAAAUCUCUAUUGAUGCCUUUGAGGGGACCAAUGAAAACCCGGAUUGGCUGAAUUUGGGAAAGAUGAAGUUUGACAUUGCCAGAGCUACAGAGUUGAAAAUACGUCUAUAUGCGAGAAACGCGGAUAGUCACUACAAAGGAAGCCAAGAUACGCUGCUUGGUUAUGCGAAAAUGAAUCCUAGUUUUGGAGACGGAAACUCUCAUCAAAUGGAAUGGCUACCAAUCGAGAAUGGCACUGGAAAAUUACUCGUUGAGAGCGAUUACGAACCAAACAGGGCGCUGCAGAUCGAGACUUCGAAACCACAAUUUUCGUCGCGCAAACAUGCUCAUAUAUAUGCUUAUAUUGGCCAUUCACUCGAGGUGGACACCUCUUCUACCACCUACAACAGGCGCUACGGUUCCAGACUGAUAGGGCAAAAUUCUCCUAAAUUACUUUCCGGACCUUUAUUGACAAGCACUGUUACCAAAGAAUCAAAGUGGACGCUAGGGUCCUUUCUAUUUGAGAUGUUGACGGGUUUGCCUCCGUUUUACGAUGAAGACGCAGAGCAGAGACGUUACAACAUUCUCUCAGAACCUCUUGAAAGACCGACUAGGGGCGAAUGGGGCAUUCGAAAUCAAGGCUCAUCGCUUUUCGAUGGCAUUGAUUGGGAGAAAGUUUCACAGCGGGAAUAUGAACCUGCUUUCAAGCCCCAUGAAUGUGAAAUGAUCUUUGUACAAGAAAAACGCCGUCCGAUUGAUAAAAAGUCCCUAGAGGACCAGUUCUCGAGUUGGAGCUGGGAGCCCCCGCUUAUCGAAAGACGACCAGCUGUUGUUAAAUCCCCCCCAAUUAUCAAGGAACGAACACCUGUUGUUGAACUCGACGAAAGUGCAAGUGAAAAUAAAGAGGACUGGGAGCUGAUUUGGCAACGAGAGGUACAACAAUUCUAUUUCUAUAAUCACUCCACAAAGAAUGAAAAGUCCAUAAUUUCGAACCGAGAGAAACAGUCUCGAAAGUUCAAGGGCGGUGCUGCUUGGGUACGCGACGUUCCUAAUGCCAACAUCGAUACUUCUUUGCCAGACGCGACGCAAUCCCAGGAGGCGCUCAGAGCAGUGCUGGAAAAUCAAUAUAUGCACCUGAUCCCCACACUGUUGAAGGAAUAUAGCAUUGAUCUAAAUACACAGUUUCAAUUUGGGUCUGUUCAUACAACACCACUGAAUUAUGUGACAGGGCUGGAAGACGUUGAGACAAAAGGGAACCAAGAGCUUAUAGAAAUACUCGUUCAAAGGACAGACCGCAUACCAUGCACUAGAGCAUUGACUCAUGCUGUGAGCAGAAAGGAUGUCCCAAUUGUCAAUAUCUUGCUCGCGAACGGUGUGAAAUGCGACUUUGAAGAUUCAGAUCGACCAGCAGGCCCUGGUCCCUGCGUGCUUGAUGAUGAUUGGGACCUGAAUGCAACAAUGGGUGACGCAUCCGAGCCAGACGAAUAUAUCCCACCACUUGUUAGAGCUACUUUUUUGGGCGAUGUGCACUUUGUGCAGCUUUUACUCGCUUAUGGCGCAGAUGCCAACAUCGGCUAUCAUGACUUGCAUAGUUCUAUGCCAGGUUUCUAUGAUAUAUCUGAACAAUUUCAUAUGCGCUGUGGAAGACCUAUACAGUUGGCAAUGGAACUAGGACACCGGGAUGUAGUUCAGCUAUUGCUCAGCUACGGUGCAGAUAUUGAUCUUGCUCAGCCAGUUUGGCAGCAUCAUCACUGCAAAAUGAUACCCAGGGCGGCACGUCACGAAAUUAUAGCUCAACUUAGGUCAGUGGUGGCGUCAGUGGCCGUGUGA
This is a messenger RNA of Talaromyces stipitatus ATCC 10500, 2173 nucleotides long. Its product is annotated as serine/threonine-protein kinase ypk, putative. Gene Ontology annotation, biological process: protein phosphorylation. Lineage: Eukaryota; Fungi; Ascomycota; Eurotiomycetes; Eurotiales; Trichocomaceae. The record is from RefSeq and is a predicted model, not a curated record. Bases 59 to 2173 code for a protein of 704 amino acids. Gene Ontology annotation, molecular function: protein serine/threonine kinase activity; ATP binding; protein binding. The transcript has 6 exons.